This is a messenger RNA of Setaria italica (foxtail millet), 1279 nucleotides long. RefSeq lists its product as uncharacterized. The transcript is spliced from 2 exons. The record is from RefSeq and is a predicted model, not a curated record. Lineage: Eukaryota; Viridiplantae; Streptophyta; Magnoliopsida; Poales; Poaceae. The coding region runs from base 141 to 1004 and encodes 287 amino acids. Gene Ontology annotation, cellular component: chloroplast thylakoid.
ACUUGUCUCGUCCACUCGGCUCUCCUCACCCCCUUAUCUCCUCUCCCGCCUCCCUCCAUCCCCACCAACCAGUCAGAGUCAGCCACACCACACCACGCCUCGAUCGCGCCCGCGUCGGAAAGCAGAGCACAGCACGCGAGAUGGUGGGCGCCGGCACCGCCGCUGCACCCAUAGCCGCGCCGCCGCUCGCGGCCGUCCGGGCCGGCGUGCUCCGGGUCUCUUGCUCGGCGUCCUCCGCCCCCUCCAAGAGCAGCGGCCCCAAGCGGCAGCAACGGCAGCAGGUGCCGCAGCCCGCUCCACCGCUGAGCAGCGCGGCGGUGUCGGCGUCGGCGGCCAUGGUGCCGCUGCUGCUGGCCCUGCCGCCGGACGCGCUGGCGGUGGAGGGCGAGUUCGGGAUCCUCGAGGGCCGGAGCUUCGCGCUGCUGCACCCGCUCGUCAUGGGCGGGCUCUUCGCCUACACGCUCUGGGCGGGAUACCUCGGCUGGCAGUGGCGCCGGGUCCGCACCAUCCAGGACGAGAUCAACGACCUCAAGAAGCAGCUCAAGCCCGCCGCCGCCGCCACGCCCGCCGCGGUCGGCGCCGGGUCCGGAGACGCCUCCUCCUCCUCCACGCCGCCGCCCGCUCCCAAGUCGCCGGUCGAGAUCAAGAUCGAGGAGCUCACCGAGGAGCGGAAGAAGCUGCUCAAGGGGUCGUUCCGGGACCGGCACUUCAACGCGGGCUCCAUCCUGCUGGGCCUCGGCGUGCUCGAGUCCGUCGGCGGCGCGCUCAACACCUGGUUCCGCACCGGCAAGCUCUUCCCGGGCCCCCACCUCUUCGCCGGCGCUGCCAUCACGGUGCUGUGGGCGGGGGCCGCCGCGCUCGUCCCGGCGAUGCAGAAGGGGGACGAGACGGCCAGGAGCCUGCACAUCGCGCUCAACACGAUCAACGUCCUGCUCUUCAUCUGGCAGAUCCCCACGGGGCUCGAGAUCGUCGGCAAGGUCUUCGAGUUCACUACCUGGCCAUGAUGAUUGCUGACAAGGCCGGGCAUCCCUCUGCUUCCGCACUCUGCAUGUCUCUUCUCUUCCAUCCAGUUUUAGGUUGUUGACUUGAUGAUAGCCGUGUGUGUUCAGUUCGUUCUGUCUGUCUGCAGGGGUGUUUUCUUGACCUCUGUCGAUGUUCAUAAGGUUGUGAUGUGAGGCUGUCAAAUUCCAAGUUUUUUUUUAUGCACGAGUGAGAGCUCGUUUUGAAGCACAAAAGUUUUGGUUCAGCUGAUGCGUGAAUCGCCAAAUUUCACGUUGGA